CUUCUUCCAGACAACAGAAAAAAACAGAAUGAAUCGGAAUCUUAGAAACGCCGUUGUUGCAUUCCUUGCUCCACUUCCCUCUAUCGUCUUCUACCUCACCUUUCUCCGUAAUAAUAAUUACUCUCCAUCCUCCGAUUCAGAGCUCUCUUCUAUUCAUUCAUGGUGUUUGAAUCAUCCUCUUCUUCUAGCAAACCUUCUCUUCUUCUUCAACGUCAAUGUGCUCUUCUGGAUCAUCGGUUUACUCCAAUCUAGCCACUGGAUGAUCGAUGUGUACUGGACUGUGAUACCUGUAAUGCUGGUUCAUUACUUCGCUUCUCAUCCAUUGGGACAGUACAACAAGUUGAGAUCAACGAUUGUCAUUAUCCUGACAUGGGUUUGGAGUAUUAGGUUGACUCAUAACUAUUUCCGGCGGGAAAAUUGGGAAUGGGGUGCUAGAGAAGACUGGAGGUUCAACGACUUACGGAAACAGUACGGGAAACACUGGUGGUGGCUCUCCUUCUUCUCUGUUUACGUUUCGCAGCAGGUUUCCUCGGCUAUCUGUUUGACGGGUAUUGUCAUGGCAUACUACGCAGACACACAGCUUCACGAGUUUGUAACCGGAAACCAAAAACUCAAGGAGCAAGGGAAGCCUAAAAUUCCUAAUCUUGACACUGGUUUGUGGCGUUACUCUAGACAUCCUAAUUACUUGGGAGAGCAAUUGUGGUGGUGGGGAUUAGUUAUAUUUGCUUGGAACCUUGGUCAAGGAUGGACUUUGGUAGGUGCAUUGGUUAAUACUCUGUGUUUGGUUUAUGUAACAAUCCUUGUUGAGCGUCGGAUGGUGAAACAGCAAUACAGAGCUGAAGCUUAUAGAGCAUAUCAGAAGACAACCUCUGUGUGGAUUCCAUGGUUCAAAUCUCAUGAUGUUGCUACUAAAGACAAGAACACUUGAAGUUGCUUUUGAUUAGUUUGUUUCCAUAGAGAUCCUUUAGCUGUGUAUUAUGAGCAUUGUUUGAUGUGUUUUUUUUUUUUUUGCUCUCAUUUUAUUUUCUUGGUAUGUUUUCUUCGGUCUUGUGUAAAUUUGCAUUUAAAAUGGUUUUUUUUUUCUGUCUAUUUGGGCUUUGCUUUAUCUUAACUGAAUA
Molecule: messenger RNA, 1118 nt
Organism: Camelina sativa (false flax)
Lineage: Eukaryota; Viridiplantae; Streptophyta; Magnoliopsida; Brassicales; Brassicaceae
Source: RefSeq, a predicted model, not a curated record